AUGUCUUCUAAUGCAGGGCCUGGCCUUGUCAGAGGGAUCUGGGCGGCGAUGGGCAUCGCCGUCGUCAUUGUUCUUUUGCGAGCGAUAUCCAAGUAUAAAAUCCGCAACUUCGGAAUAGACGAUAUAUUGAUGUUUGUAGCAUUGGGCCUCGCUAUCUCAUCGACAUCCUUCCUCACUAUCUCAGUCCACAAUGGCUUUGGCAAGAACUUAUCAACUCUACAGUCCGAGCCUUUGAAGAACGUCUUGAGAUGCAUUGCCAUUCAAGUGCCGCUUCUAACCAUCAGCACUGCCAUCGCCCGAUUAUCAUUCUCGCUGUACUUGCUCAGGAUUCUUAGCAUUAAUACAGUUUAUCGCAUCGCCUUAUGGACUAGCAUGUUGCUACAACUUUCAUCCAACAUUGUCUCAGCUGUGCUGCCGCUCAGUAUAUGCCGAAAUGUCAGAAUUCUCUGGGACCCUAGCGUCCAUACAACCUGUGGAAAUGUCAGCGAUGUCGUCAAAUUCUCGUAUUUCUCAUCCUCCUUGAAUACAGCCACUGAUUUCUUUCUGGUCGUCUUUCCGGCUACUGUUUUCUGGAAUUUGAAUUUGAAGUUGAAGGUCAAAAUCAGUUUGAUUUUCCUUCUCAGCUUGGGAUUACUGGCUAUGGUUGCCUCGAUUAUCAAAACAACUGCGCUCGAAGACGUUCCCAGCGUGACAAAUGUGGGAGCUACCGGCGGUAUCCUCCUGAUACGCUGGGCGUACGCAGAAAAUGCGAUCAUCAUCAUCACGUCCUCGGUGCCAGCCAUCUGGCCGUUGGUCAUGUCAUCUGUUCGCAAAAUCUCAAGCGUCGCCAAGUCACAAUCGUACGAACUCACUGGGCCGUUCCCGGGCACUAAUAAUAACAAGACUAAUACGCUACAAAACACCGUAACCGGUGGUUCUCGACGCUUCGGCGAAAGAUCUGUGACUGAUAGCGAUCGGAUAGGAGAUGCAGACAGUCUGGAGAGGAUCCUGGGAAGCGAAGAGCACUUAGGGAUUAGGAAACAAGUAGAGGUCUCUGUUCUGAGGUCGGACAAUACAGCGUAG
This is a messenger RNA of Talaromyces atroroseus, 1062 nucleotides long. RefSeq lists its product as hypothetical. Lineage: Eukaryota; Fungi; Ascomycota; Eurotiomycetes; Eurotiales; Trichocomaceae. The transcript has 4 exons. The record is from RefSeq and is a predicted model, not a curated record. Bases 1 to 1062 code for a protein of 353 amino acids.